AUAUGCAUCAGUUUAAUACUGUCUUGGAAUUCAUGAGAUGGAAGCAUAGGUCAAAGCUGUUUGGAGAAAAUUGGAAGUACAGUUUUAUCUAGCCACAGCUCUGAGGGGGAAGAGCUUCCUGGAUUUCCAGGUGCUUCAAGGAGUCAAGAGAAAGCAGUGAAAGUUGGAGUCAUUGUCAAGUGAUUGAGACCUUUUACAAGAAAAUCUCUUUGAAUAAGAGUCAUUAAAAUCAGUGACAUAGCAAGACCAGUUAUUAGAGGUGACAGUAUACAAGAAGCAUUAAAACUGAACAAUGACUCAGCUGUAUAUUUACAUCAGAUUAUUGGGAGCCUAUCUGUUCAUCAUUUCUUAUGUUCAAGGGCAGAAUCUGGACAGUAUGCUCCAUGGUACUGGGAUGAAAUCAGACUCUGACCAGAAAAAAACAGAAAAUGGAGUAACUUUAGCACCAGAGGAUACCUUGCCUUUUUUAAAGUGCUAUUGCUCAGGACACUGCCCGGAUGAUGCUAUUAAUAACACGUGCAUAACAAAUGGGCACUGCUUUGCCAUCAUAGAAGAAGAUGACCAGGGAGAAACCACAUUAGCUUCAGGGUGUAUGAAAUAUGAAGGAUCUGACUUUCAGUGCAAGGAUUCACCAAAAGCACAGCUACGCCGGACGAUAGAAUGCUGUCGGACUAAUUUAUGUAACCAGUAUUUACAACCCACACUGCCCCCUGUUGUCAUAGGUCCAUUUUUUGAUGGCAGCGUUCGCUGGCUGGUUGUGCUCAUUUCUAUGGCUAUCUGCAUAAUUGCGAUGAUCAUCUUCUCCAGCUGCUUUUGUUACAAACAUUAUUGCAAAAGCAUCUCAAGCAGACGUCGUUACAAUCGUGAUUUGGAACAAGAUGAAGCAUUUAUUCCGGUCGGAGAAUCAUUAAAAGACCUUAUUGACCAGUCACAGAGUUCUGGUAGUGGAUCUGGACUACCCUUAUUGGUACAGCGAACUAUUGCCAAACAGAUUCAGAUGGUCCGGCAAGUCGGUAAAGGCCGAUAUGGAGAAGUGUGGAUGGGUAAAUGGCGUGGCGAAAAAGUGGCAGUCAAAGUAUUUUUUACCACUGAAGAAGCUAGCUGGUUUCGAGAAACGGAGAUCUAUCAGACAGUGCUGAUGCGCCAUGAAAACAUACUUGGUUUUAUAGCAGCAGACAUUAAAGGUACAGGUUCCUGGACUCAGCUCUAUUUGAUUACUGAUUACCACGAAAACGGAUCUCUAUAUGAUUUCCUGAAAUGUGCUACACUCGAUACCAGAGCCCUGCUCAAGUUGGCUUAUUCAGCUGCCUGUGGUCUGUGCCAUCUCCACACGGAAAUUUACGGCACCCAAGGAAAGCCUGCAAUUGCUCAUCGAGACCUAAAAAGCAAAAACAUCCUCAUUAAGAAAAAUGGAAGUUGCUGUAUUGCUGACCUGGGCCUUGCUGUUAAAUUCAAUAGCGACACGAACGAAGUUGACGUACCCUUGAAUACCAGGGUGGGCACCAAACGCUACAUGGCUCCGGAGGUGCUGGAUGAGAGCUUGAAUAAAAACCACUUCCAGCCCUACAUAAUGGCCGACAUCUACAGCUUCGGCCUGAUCAUUUGGGAAAUGGCUCGUCGUUGUGUCACAGGAGGGAUAGUAGAAGAGUACCAGUUGCCUUAUUACAACAUGGUACCCAAUGACCCGUCAUAUGAAGAUAUGCGUGAGGUGGUGUGUGUCAAACGCCUGCGGCCAAUUGUGUCCAAUCGAUGGAACAGCGAUGAAUGUCUACGAGCAGUUUUGAAGCUCAUGUCAGAAUGCUGGGCCCAUAAUCCAGCCUCCAGACUUACAGCUCUGAGAAUCAAGAAGACACUUGCCAAGAUGGUUGAAUCCCAGGAUGUAAAGAUUUGAUGGCUAAACAGUCCUGAGGAGGAAUUUGAGACUGCAGGAACUGUUUUCACCCAAGGAACGGUGGAAGUUGAGCAGAGUAAGGAUGCUAACGUGGUUCUCAGACUCCUUCCUCACUACACCUUCACUGGCUGCUAAUAUGAAACCUUCCAGUCCUCUGUAGAAUACAAGCUGGGAACUUCUAAACACUUCGUUCUUUAUAUAUGGACGGCUUUAUUUUAAAUGGUUUUUGAUGCCUUUUUUUUUUCAAUUGAGUUUUUAUGAACUACAUCAAGACUUCAAUCCUGAUUAAUAAGUCUCCAAACUCUGGGUACUGAAUUCCCUGUUCAUAAAAUGGUGCUUUCUGUGAAAGCCUUAAGAAGACAAAUGAAUUCAGCAGAGAUGGAGAAAUUCACACCUUUGCCUUCUGCCUGAGGAAGUUUAAUCUGUACUCCACCUUUGUAAACAGCCUAUGGAUUAUGAUCUGUUGGGGAUACUCCCUAGUUUAUGGUAGUUUGUCAUGCUUUGAUGUUGGUGUACACACACACACACACACACACACACACACCAGGAUUCUUCUGCUGCCUUUCGAAUUAGAAGGAAAGAAUUUAUGAAUGCACAGGAAGAUAUUGGUGACUAUUGGUUUUGUGCUUUAAAAAUCAUUACCUGACCAAGAUUCUCCAAUCCUGUAAAAGCCAUUUAUUUACCUUGCAAGUGAGCAAGCUUUUCUGCCAACUUUAUUUUUUAACACAAAAGUUGAUACAAAAGCCAAAAGAACUAUAAAGUGUCUGUAAAUUUGGUCUGUUUUCCUUUCAUUACCAUCUUUUUCUCCCUCCCUCCCUCCCCACCCGCUUCCCCUCCCCUCCUCCCCCCUUCUUUCCAUCUCUUUUCUUUCUUUCUGUUUGGUAAUUCGCACUUUUGUCAUGAGAAUCCUCUUCUCCAAAGUUGGAACUUCCAAUGCCAUGAACCUUCUAAAGAAAAACACUUCUUAUUGAAGUGAACUGCUCAUUACUGCAUUUCAUAGCAAUGUAAGUGCCUAUAACCAUGUUCUAUAUUCUUUAUUCUCAGUAACUUUUAAAAGGGAAGUUAUUUAUAUUUUGUGUGUAAAGUGCUUUAUUUGCAAAACACCUCUUUUACAACCAUACUUUACAUAUGUACAUACAUGCAUACUGUAGAAACCAGCGCCUGUGACCUCAUAUCCCAUUCUUAAGGGGAUAAAAUGAAAAUACCAGAAAAAACAUAAAGUAGAACUACAUAUAAAUUUUCAGAAUUAGUGCAUUCAAAAUCAUAUAUCAAAUCUCGGACUUUGUUAUUUCAGGCAUAGACUUUCCAUAAAGAUGCUGUCAUCUCAUGUUUUCUUUGUGAAGGGAUCCUCCAAUUGAGAAUUUCUAUUUCAGGGCUGAUAUAAACUUAUCAACAACUCUUUUGGGCAUUUAAAGCAUUUGAGACUUUUGGUUUUAUGAUUUCUGUUCCAUAACUUGUGAUGACAAUGAAGAGUCAGGCAAAAAGAGUUUGGUGUCUAGAGAUAUGACUAUAGACUGAAACGUCUAUAGACAUGACCUGUGUCUGUCCCAUAGAGCUGUUACUCACAGCGCUGCGUGUUUUAUGCAUGCCUUGUUACCCCAAGGAGUAAUUCAGAUUUACUUACACUUACACUUCUGUAAUGCCUUUACAUGUUAAUGUCUUAUCCUGAACAAACAGCUCAUGGGUGCAGAAAGUGAAUGGUUUUUUUAAUGUAACAUAAAAUAAAUGUGAUUAUAUCACAACAUAGUUAAAAAAAAAUGUAAAGGGGAGGAAUCAGAGCAUGUAUCCAUUUAUUGCCAAAAAUCUGGCGUUUAAGGAUGAAACUCUUAGGUGUUUACCUAUACAUCAAACUUCACAAAUGUGAGAUUUUCUUGAACAGUUUUGACUAAGUUUAAUAGUUUUCAUCUAACAUAAGGUCUGAAGUGUUCAUCAGAAGCAGUAAAUGUAUAUAUUGAUAGUAUUGCCAUAACAUGCUCUUCCAGAAUGUUCUCCCUGUGUCUGUACUGACAGAUUCUAAUCCAUGUUGCUCUGUGAUUUAAGAACACUUCUGAGCUCUGAUCAUAAUUCGAGGUUAACCAUGCUUUAUUUUUAUUGGAUAAAUUAUAAAUCUUGAAAAUUAUUUGUCAUCUUAAUAACAAAGUAUGUAAAGAAAGGCAAACUCUUUUCUUAGAAAUGUUAAAAUAGCGUGAGAGCAGACAAUUACAGAUAGUAUAUAAGUAGAAGACCACUAUAAUGAUUUUUUUAAUAAAUGUAUAAAAAGUGGUAUCAAGAAUUAACUUCAGCAGCUUGUUUAGUGAAAAUAUUUUCUAAGAUAGCAUGGUCUUUAAAAAGCAAAUGAUGCCAUAUUUCAAAUACUAAAGCCCCAAAAUAUGCAUGAAACUUAUUUUCUUCUCUCCUUUCUACUCUCACUUUUCAGUUUCUAAGUUUCUCCAAUAACUGAACUAUUUAAAGACUAAGAGGGAGUAUUGCAUAGUACAAUGUAGUUAAUAAUUUGUAAAACCCCAGGAGCCAUUAUUUGGCCCCACUUAGAGUUUAGCUUGAAUCUAGUUUCUCUGAAAAUGUCUUCACAAAAGAUAUUCCGGUCAAUGUUAGAAGUGUCCCUAAACUUAGAGAGUGACCUAUAGCUUUUGAAAAUUAUGUUUUCCAGAAUGUGCCAGAUUUUUUAUUUAUGCAAUCUAAAAACAGUACCUUUUUCUUUUCCUACACUUUACUUCUGUUUAGAACAAAAAACGUACUACGACUUUUAAAAAAAUCAUGUAUCUCUUAAACUGGCCCAAGAUCAAAUUUGGUAUUGGAUAAUUUAUUCCAGACAAAAUUUCAUAAAUUAAAUAAUUUAUGAAACUUUUCAUACAUGUUGUUUGGAAAUGUUCCAGAUCUAAAACAACCUCAAAAGUAGAAACACUAGUUGAUUUUUUAAAAAAAAGAUUGUUGUAGCUCUUGUACCGUCGGAAGGGGUGUACUUAUUAUUUGCUUGGGUCAGCUGUGAACAUCGGGUAGCAUCGUCCUGCCCGGUGCUGUUACGGGAGUGAGUCCCAGUGAGAACCGCCGGGAGCCGACAUGUGCAAACACCCAGCCAAGUCCGGGCGGCGGCACGUGAGGCCACAGGUGACGGUCAUCCCGCAAGGAAAGUGUGUGAAUACGGCUCUUGCAAAGGAUUAAAUCUAUUGUCAUUUUAGCUUGUGCUCUGUACUAUGCUUUCAGUGGAAUUAUUUAAGCCCUUUUAGUGACCAUUGUCCUUGCCCAUUUAAAAACUAAAAUGUAGUAUAUAUAUAUUGUAUAAAAUGAAAAUAUCAUUAUAGCUUAAUUAGGGAAGUUGUACAUAGACAUUGAAAGAAGGGUAAAAAACAGUUUUAUUAUGCAAAUUGUAAAACACCAAAAAUAUAGAUUCAUCUUUGAUAUGUAACACACUAAAUGUAUUUUGUACAGCAUCUGGUUUAAAAGGUGCCUUAUUAAGUUUACCAUUAAUUGCUUUGUUCUAUAUAUAGAUUACAUCCAAUGUAUCAUUUUUAAGUAAAUAACCUUAUUUUAGUAUA
Messenger RNA from Suricata suricatta (meerkat), 5424 nucleotides. RefSeq names its product bone morphogenetic protein receptor type 1A (gene BMPR1A). Gene Ontology annotation, molecular function: ATP binding; SMAD binding; transforming growth factor beta receptor activity, type I. NCBI's taxonomy places the organism in Eukaryota, Metazoa, Chordata, Mammalia, Carnivora, Herpestidae. Gene Ontology annotation, cellular component: plasma membrane; signaling receptor complex. The transcript is spliced from 13 exons. The coding region runs from base 293 to 1891 and encodes 532 amino acids. The record is from RefSeq and is a predicted model, not a curated record. Gene Ontology annotation, biological process: dorsal/ventral pattern formation; protein phosphorylation; cellular response to growth factor stimulus.